AUGUUUAAUAAUGAUAUUGAUGAUGAAUUAAGAAAGAUUCAAAAUCUUUUAGAAAAUAGUUAUAUCUCUGAAGAAGAAUUUAAAAGAAGAAAAAAUGAAAUUUUAGGUGUUUCUGGUAAUAGUGGAAAUCCACCAACUGUUUCAACAACAACUACAACAACAAAUGACUAUAAUAGUACUUACAAUAAUAACUAUUAUUAUUCAACUCCAACAACCAAUACAUCAUACAGUUUAAGUACAAGUGAUAUGGAAGUUGAUGUACCAGUAAUUCCAAUUUUAAAUAGUGAAAGCACAUAUGAUUAUAAUGAUAAUAAUAAUUAUAAUAAUAAUAACAAUACACCAACCUAUUCAUAUACAAAUAAUAAUAAUUAUAAUAAUAAUAGAAAUAAUAAUAAUAAUAAUAAUAAUAAUAAUAAUAAUAAUAAUAAUAAUAAUAAUAAUAAUAGAAAUAAUAAUAGAAAUAAUAAUAAUAAUAAUAAUAAUAGAAAUAAUAAUAAUAAUAAAGAAAUAAAAUAUGAAGAACCAAGAAAAACAGCAUUUGCAGAUAUGUUUAUAACAAAUCUUAAAGAUGAAUAUGCAAAAAAAGCGGAAAAUGAAAGAAAUGCAAAAGAAAUAAAAAAUGAAGAACCAAGAAGAACAGCAUUUGCAGAUAUGUUUGAAAAGAAAAAGAGUGAUGAAGAUGUUUUAAUUAAAGCAAUGGAACAAAGUAUGGAUUUAAAAAUUGUAGAGGUUGAAGGUGGAGAAACUCAAUCACAUAUUAAAUUCCGAGCACUAAGUCCAAACCCAAAGAAAGUGUAUGUUGAUUUGAAAGGUUGGACUAAAGAAUCCUAUGGUAAUCGUAGUGAGCCAUCAGUGAAUACUGAUGAUUGGAAAUAUCAGAAAAUGAAACAACAAAACAUUUUAAGAAAUCGUUUGAUUUGGGAUAAUGUCAAUGGAUUGAAUGCAUCAGAAAACAAUUGUAAUAUAAAGUUGGUGGGGGGUUGCGAUAUUUCGUUCCCAAAAGAGAGUAAAGUUGAUGCGGUGGCCUCAAUCGUUGUGUUGGAGUACCCAAGUUGUAGAGUGGUUUAUGAGAGUUAUAAAAUGGUGAAAUUGACUGAACCCUACGUCGCAGGUUAUUUAGCAUUCAGAGAAGUGCCCCACUUUUUAGAUUUAUGGAAUGCCAUGAUAAAGAAAUUCCCGCAAUUCAAACCAGAUAUAAUGAUAUUGGACGGCAACGGUGUCAAUCAUCAACGUUCAGUUGGGGCUGCUACCCAUUUUGGUAUUAUCGCUAAUGUACCAACAAUUGGUGUCGCCAAGACUUUGUUGGUUGCAAAGGGUAUAACACCAGAGUUCAUUGAAGAGGGUUUAAGUAAAUCAAAUACUGUUGAAAUGAUCGAUAGAAAUGAUAAGAAUCGUAUCAUUGGCCAUGCUUUUCGUAAUAAUGAUGGUGACAUAAUUUACGUUUCACCAGGUCAUAAAAUGGAUGCUCAUACCAGUUUACAAUUGGUUCAUAAAUGUUUAACAACUCAAAUUGGUAAACAAGUAUUCCAUCGUCCAAUUCCUGAACCAACUUUCCAAGCUGAUCAUUUAUCACGUGUAUUUAUAAAAACAUUUUAUAGACAUUUUGAAACAAAAUAA
Dictyostelium discoideum AX4 is the source of this 1617-nucleotide messenger RNA. RefSeq lists its product as hypothetical. The transcript has a single exon. The coding region runs from base 1 to 1617 and encodes 538 amino acids. The record is from RefSeq and is a predicted model, not a curated record. Lineage: Eukaryota; Evosea; Eumycetozoa; Dictyosteliales; Dictyosteliaceae. Gene Ontology annotation, molecular function: endonuclease activity.